Quercus lobata is the source of this 1542-nucleotide messenger RNA. Its product is annotated as glutamate formimidoyltransferase-like. The record is from RefSeq and is a predicted model, not a curated record. The transcript is spliced from 3 exons. The coding region runs from base 423 to 1376 and encodes 317 amino acids. Gene Ontology annotation, molecular function: folic acid binding; transferase activity. Lineage: Eukaryota; Viridiplantae; Streptophyta; Magnoliopsida; Fagales; Fagaceae.
AAAAACAAUCAUCAUUAAGCAAAGACCAUAAAUUUUUAAUCCUAUCAUGUCUUUAAAAAAAAAAAGAAAAAGAAGCCAUUUGGACUUAUUAUCUCCUCCUAUUAUACACAAGCACAUACAUGGGACCAGCAAUGCGUGUGGUGUUGAUUGAAGGAGAGCAUGGUUGUUGAUGCUGAUUAGUAGAAGCAUGUGAUUCACGGUUCCAGCAAAAGUGCCUCUCCUUGUUAUAAUUGAGCACUGACACGUCAAGCACUGUGAACAUUGGCUUAUAUGGUUUUUGUAUCAAUACUGACUCACACAAGAAUAUUUAUUACCGCAAUGGCUUUUAUAUGCGUCUCAGAUUCACAGCACCUACUCAUUCAGUUCUUGUGAUACAAAGUAGGUGGUAGCUAAAAGGGUUAAGCAAAGCAGUGAGGCAAGGAAUGGAUUUCAACCCAAGUUGCAAGGACAAGAAGAAAACAAUAGACCAAUCUGUGUUACUGUGCUGCAAGCUAUUUAUCUCUGAAUCACGUAACCAUGCUGCCCUUGAUGCUAUUGAACAAGCCGCAAGGUUUAACCCAGAAACUGUCAUCGUGAACAAAUUUGAGGACCGAGCGUAUAAUAGGGUUCGGUACACUCUUGUAUCAUAUGUUGUUCAAGAUACCACAAGGAGUGCCAUUUAUAGUCCAUUGCAACAAGCUAUCCUAGCCAUGGUUGAAGCUGCAUUUGGAGCCAUUAACCUUGAGUUGCACACUGGGACUCACCCCCGGCUCGGUGUUGUAGAUGACAUUCUCUUCCAUCCACUGGCUCAGGCAUCACUAGAUGAAGCAGCUUGGCUUGCAAAAUCAGUGGCAGCAGACAUUGCCAAUCGAUUCCAAGUGCCAGUGUUUCUGUAUGCUGCAGCACAUCCAAUAGGCAAGGCUCUAGACACCAUUAGGCGUGAACUUGGAUAUUACCGACCUAACUUUAUGGGCAACCAAUGGGCAGGAUGGACCAUGCCCGAUAUGCUUUUGGAGAAGCCCGAUGAAGGUCCGUCCGAGGUCUCUCGAGCAAGAGGCAUCACAAUGAUUGGAGCACGUCCAUGGGUUGCAUUGUACAACAUACCCAUCUUGUCCACAGAUUUCUCAGUGGCUCGAAGAAUUGCAAGGAUGGUGAGUGCUCGAGGAGGUGGGCUUCCCACGGUGCAGACAUUAGGCUUGGUUCAUGGAGAGGAUUCAACCGAGAUUGCCUGCAUGCUCUUGGAGCCAAAUCAAAUUGGUGCAGAUAGGGUCCAAAACCAGGUUGAGAUGCUAGCAGCUGAAGAAGGGGUGGAAGUGGAGAAGGGCUAUUUUACUGAUUUUUCACCAGAGAUGAUUAUUGAAAAAUACAUGAAUUUAACCUCUGCUCAAAGAGACUAAUCAAAGAGUAUUGAACACAGCUUAGUCAUAUCUACAAAGUUUCAAUUUGCCAAAAUGUCCUAAAAAACAUUGUAACGGAAACCACCAGCUUCAUUAAUAUACUAUUUGCCACCAAAAUGGUAAAAAUGGAGAAAAUCUGAAAUAAAAGUCGGAUUUCCAAAACUUA